AUGGAUGAACAGAAAUUCCUUGAGCAGCUCUCUAUCGUCCUCGACCCCAAGAAGGGCAACGUCAAGGCUGCAACGAGCGUGCUCCAAAACGAAUACUACAAACGGCCAGAGUCCCUUCUCGCCUUGAUCCACCUCGCCAUUUCACACGAAAGCGCAGACCUCAAACAACUGGCUGCGACCCAAGCCAAGCCGCUGGUCUCUAAACAUUGGACCAAAAUCCCCAACAACCAGCGCCAACAAGCCCGAACACAACUCUUUCAGGCGACUCUUGCUGAGCAUUCCUCGCUCGUCCGACACGCCUCAUCCCGCCUGAUAAGUGCAAUUGCAAAGAUCGAUCUCGACGAUGGCGAAUGGCCCGAACUGCCCGGCAUGCUGCAGCAGGCUGCUACCAGCUCAGAGGCCGCUGAGCGCGCGGUUGGCGUGCACGUGCUAUAUAGCAUCCUAGAAACUAUGGGAGAUGACUUCAGUUCGAAGUUCAAAGAGUUAUUUGCAUUGUUCAGCAAUACAAUCAAAGACCCUGAGAGCCUGGAAGUCCGAGUCAACACCCUGUUGGCCAUCUCCAAGAUGGCGCUCGUGAUCGAUGCCGAAGAAGACCAGGCUUCAAUUAGGGCAUUCCAAAACAUUUUCCCUUCCAUGGUUGCUGUCUUGAAAGACACAAUUGACUCGGGCAAGGAAGACCAGAUCAUGCUCGCCUUCGAGGUCUUCAACACGCUUCUGACUGCGGAAUAUCAGCUAAUGUCGAAACAUUUCCAAGAUUUAGUCGUCUUUAUGAACGAGAUAGCAACCAACACAAACAUGGCCGAUGACACCAGAACUCAAGCCAUCAGCUUCCUGAUGCAGUGCGUCAUCUAUAGGCGGCUGCGGGUCCAGGGUGCCAAGAUGGGCGAGCCAUUGACAAAGAGCAUGUUACAGGUUGUCACUGAGAUUGACGAUGCUUCCGCCGAUGACGACGAUAUCACGCCUGCUCGGUCAGCUCUAGGUCUGAUUGAUACCAUGGCUCAGAGUCUCCCUGCGAACCAAGUCGUCGUCCCGUUGUUGAAUGCGCUCCCUGAGUACUCCAAAAGCUCCGAUCCUAAACAUCGCCAGGCCGGUAUCCUAGCUCUUGGUAUGGCGGUUGAAGGAGCUCCAGAUUUCCUCAGCACCCAGCUGUCCUCCGUGAUGCCAAUUCUCUUCACACUUUUGGAGGACUCGGAGGUUGUUGUCAGACAGGCUGCCCUACAGACAACUGCCAGGCUGGCGGACGAUAUGCCAGAAGACAUCAGCAAGGCGCAUGAGAAAUUGAUGCCGCUCCUCGUCAAGAAUCUGACCGCGGCCAUGGGUGCUUACAAGGGUGAGGAGGAAGGGCCCACCGUCGACAUCAUGAAGUCUGCGACAAGUGCCAUAGACGCAGUUGUGGACGGAAUGGAUGCGGAAGAUGCUGUGCCCUACCUGGAUAAGCUGGCUCCACUGCUUCAACGACUCUUUAAGCACCCCGAUUUCAAGAUCAAGGCAUUGGCUGCGGGCGCUCUAGGCUCCUUGGCCUCAACAGUCGAAGCACCAUUCUUGCCCUACCUCCGCGAUUCAAUGAACGCUAUGCAAGAAUAUAUCACGAAGAAGGAGAGCGAAGAAGAACUUGACCUUCGUGCUAGUUGCACUGAUGCCAUGGGUGAGAUGGCUGUUGCCGUCGGCCCGGCCGAGUUCAAGGACUAUGUACGUCCGCUCAUGGAGACCAGUGAAGAGGCCUUACGUCUUGAGCACUCAAGACUCAAGGAGAGCACCUACAUUCUGUGGGGUUCUCUCGCCAAGGUCUAUGAAGCGGAUUUUGCGCCUUUCCUAGAUGGAGUGGUGAAGGGUCUUUUCGAUUGCAUUGACCAAGAAGAAGCCGACCUCGAAGUUGAACUCGGCGACAGUGCAAGGGACCUUCUCGGCAAGGAGGUGACGAUCGCAGGAAAAAAGGUCAAAGUCACCGCAGCGGAUGACGAUGACGAAGGAGACAUCGAAGAUGUUGAGAUUGACGGCGACGAUGACAGUGAUUGGGGUGAUCUCGCAACUGUCACUCCUAUAGCUCUCGAGAAGGAAAUCGCCAUUGAGGUUAUCGGGGACGUUGUCUCUAACACCAAGACGGCCUAUCUGCCCUUCUUUGAGAAGACUAUUGAGAAACUCCUUCCCCUAGCCGAACACUCGUACGAGAACGUGCGAAAAGCCACAAUCAGCACGUUGCAUCGCGCGUAUGCAGCUCUUUACGAUAUCUCAGAAGAAUCGGGUGAACUUCAGAAAUGGAAGCCUGGCCUUCCACUUCAGGUCGAGCCGACGCCGGCACUGACGAAAUUUGGAGAGGUCUUGAUGACUGCGACAUUGAACGUCUGGCCCGAGGAAGAGGACACUGCUACCGUCACCGAGAUCUCGAGAGCCCUCGCAGAGAACCUCAAGAUGACGGGCCCAUCUCUCCUCAGUUACCCUGACGUCCUCUCCAAGAUCGUACAGACAGUGACGGAUCUGAUCACAAAGAAACAUGCAUGCCAAAUCGAUAUGGCGGAGGAGGCCUUGGAUGAUGAAGACUUGGAGUCCACAGAAUUGGAAUGGCUUGUUGUAGACAGUGCCAUGGAUGUUAUUUCGGGUCUUGCAGCAGCGCUCGGCCCAAGCUUCGGGGAACUAUGGAAGAUUUUUGAGAAACAGGUGCUGCGAUAUGCAAGCGGUGGAGAAGCUCUGGGGCGCGCGUCUGCCUGUGGCGUGCUCGCUGAGAUUAUCACGGGCAUGGCAGGUGCGGUCACACCCUAUACCUCGCAGAUGAUGACGGUUCUCCUCAAGCGUCUGGGAGACGAGGACCCUCAGACGAAGUCUAAUGCAGCCUAUGCCGUGGGCAGGCUGGUGGAGAAAUCCGAAGAUGACGGCACCGUCGUCAAAGCAUACACUCAGAUCCUCUCGAAACUCGAAUCGAUCUUGCACAUCACCGAGGCACGCUGCCAGGACAACGCUGCGGGAUGCGUCUCUCGCCUGAUCCUGAAGCACAAGGACAAAGUCCCCAUUCAGCAGGUUCUUCCGGCGCUUGUUGACAGUGGCAUCUUGCCUCUGAAGGAGGAUUACCAAGAAAACGAGCCAUUGUGGAAGAUGAUCGUACAGCUUUACCGCGAGCAGGACCCAACGAUCCAGCAACUCACGCCGAAAUUGGCUCCGAUCAUGAUGAGCGUGCUCGGUGAGCCGGAGGAACAGUUGACAGACGAAGUGAGAGAGCAGGUGCAGGCGUUGGUGGAGCAUUUGAAGAACAUGCAUUAG
This is a messenger RNA of Cladophialophora bantiana CBS 173.52, 3252 nucleotides long. RefSeq lists its product as uncharacterized. The record is from RefSeq and is a predicted model, not a curated record. Gene Ontology annotation, biological process: protein import into nucleus. Gene Ontology annotation, molecular function: nuclear import signal receptor activity; small GTPase binding. Gene Ontology annotation, cellular component: nucleus; cytoplasm. The transcript has 2 exons. Bases 1 to 3252 code for a protein of 1083 amino acids. Lineage: Eukaryota; Fungi; Ascomycota; Eurotiomycetes; Chaetothyriales; Herpotrichiellaceae.